AUGUAUGCAACUCGACACUAUGCUCAUGAUCCUCAAACAAAUCUAAGAAAUAAUAAUAAUACCAAUAGUUUGAUAUUCGAUCGAUCGAAUUCUUCUCAAUCGUUUCCUUAUUAUUCAAAUUAUCAAUCCCCAACAUCAACUACUUAUUCAAAUGAAAGAAGUAAUGUUGGACAACAACAAUCAUCAUCGGCAAAAAAUUAUAGUUCAACGAGUUUAACUCGUUAUCCAUCAACUAACAAUCAUAUUCGCAAGACGACUAAUGGUUCUAGUGGUGGAGGUGCUAUUGAAAAAACUAAUAUGAUGUCAAGUGAAAAUCCAUUCUAUGAUCCAGCGCGUCCUUAUGAACAACUUAAUUCAUCACGUAAAAUAACAUCCGUAGUAUCUCCACCAAAAAGUAAUACUGGUAUAAAUAAAUCAUUAAAUCUUUCUGAUGAAAAUCCAUUUCAUGCUGUCUACGGUGUUUAUCGUUAUCCAUCACAAAUUGAUCCAUCCAAAAGAAUAACAAAUCAAACUGCAAAUAUUCGUUCAACCGAUAAUAAGUCAUUAAAUUUGUCUGAUGAUAAUCCAUUUCAUUCAACAUAUGGACGUUAUCAUUAUCCAUCACAAGUUGAUCCAACAAAACGUAUUACUGAAUUACCUAAACCAACGGUACCAUUAAUUCCAACAAAUGAUUUAUCUGAUGAUAGCCCAUUUAGUACUUAUCGACCAUCAUUAAUUCGUGAAUAUUCAACAAAUGGCGUUGGAAAUGGAUUAAAUUCGUUAACAACAUCAAUUGCUGAUUGGACACGAAAUAAUCCAGCACCACUUUCUUAUCGACCUAUUCAGGUACAUAGACCACCAUCAGAUUUUUAUAGCCGUAAUGAAUCAUCAAAUAAAUCAUCCUAUGUUCCACCAGUAAGUCCACCUCGGCAACAACGACAAAUAUCACCACCACCACCGCCACCACUACUGUCAACACGUACAAAUUCUCAAACUCAAAAAAUAAAUUCAUCAGCUCCAUUAGAUAAAACAUCAUUAAAUAUGAGUCCUGAUAAUCCAUUUGCUGAAACUUAUGGUCGAUAUUAUUAUCCAUCACAGGAACAAAUUAAAGCACAAAAACGAACAAAUGAACGUAAUACUCGUUUAACAGAACAACAAUCUUUUACUGAAAAUAAUCGACCAACACAAAUAACGAAUCAAAUGACAGAGAAUCCUGAAACAGAAAAGAAAGACAUCAAUUCAGGCAAAGGAAAUAAUAAAUUUACACGAUUUGAUGUUACUUUUUAA
Messenger RNA from Rotaria sp. Silwood1, 1266 nucleotides. The record is from the annotation of a GenBank genome assembly. Lineage: Eukaryota; Metazoa; Rotifera; Eurotatoria; Philodinida; Philodinidae.